Messenger RNA from Arabidopsis lyrata subsp. lyrata, 2741 nucleotides. Its product is annotated as probable leucine-rich repeat receptor-like protein kinase At1g35710. The record is from RefSeq and is a predicted model, not a curated record. The transcript has 3 exons. Gene Ontology annotation, biological process: protein phosphorylation. Lineage: Eukaryota; Viridiplantae; Streptophyta; Magnoliopsida; Brassicales; Brassicaceae. Gene Ontology annotation, molecular function: ATP binding; protein binding; protein kinase activity. Bases 27 to 2390 code for a protein of 787 amino acids.
CUGCUCUACUUUCUCUGCUCAUUGCAAUGUCACUUCACGCCGUUCGAGUACUAUCCUGUGUUCUCUCUCUAAACCUUCACUUAAUUUGGCUAAACCUGUGUCUGGAUUUCUUUCUCCUUCCACUGCGUCGACGUCUCGAACCGCAUUCACCGUCGCUCCUAAAUCUCAAGAACUUGACUGUUCUUUAUCUUCAUCAGAAUUAUAUAACUGGUGUCAUUCCCCCAGAACUAGGCAACAUGGAAUCCAUGAUUGAUUUAGAGUUAAGUCAGAACAAUCUUACUGGUUCAAUUCCUUCUUCUUUUGGUAACUUUACCAAGCUGGAAAGUUUGUACCUCCGUGAUAACCACCUCUCUGGUACGAUCCCGCGAGGAGUGGCAAACUCUUCAGAGCUAACUGAAUUGCUACUCGACAUAAACAAUUUCACCGGUUUCUUGCCUGAAAACAUUUGCAAAGGUGGCAAGCUUCAGAAUUUUUCAUUAGAUUAUAAUCACCUCGAAGGUCAUAUCCCGAAAAGCUUGAGAGAUUGCAAGAGCCUGAUCAGAGCAAAAUUUGUAGGGAACAAAUUCAUUGGAAAUAUUUCUGAAGCAUUUGGGGUUUACCCAGAUCUUGAUUUCAUUGAUCUCAGCCAUAAUAAAUUCAACGGUGAAAUUUCAAGCAACUGGCAGAAGAGUCCAAAGCUAGGUGCCUUGAUCAUGUCAAACAACAACAUCACAGGUGCUAUUCCACCAGAGAUUUGGAACAUGAAACAACUGGGCGAGCUAGAUCUGUCUACCAACAACCUCACUGGUGAGCUUCCAGAAGCAAUUGGAAAUCUCACGGGUUUGUCGAAGCUACUACUGAAUGGGAAUAAGUUAUCUGGAAGAGUUCCUACGGGUUUAAGUUUCUUAACCAAUCUUGAGUCUCUUGACUUAUCCUCAAACAGAUUCAGCUCCCAGAUCCCACAAACCUUCGACUCCUUUUUAAAGCUUCAUGAAAUGAACCUGAGCAAAAACAAUUUCGAUGGACGCAUUCCCGGACUAACAAAGCUGACUCAGUUAACGCAUCUUGAUCUCAGCCACAACCAGCUCGACGGAGAAAUCCCAUCACAGCUCAGCUCCUUGCAGAGCCUCGACAAGCUCAACCUCUCACACAACAAUCUCUCAGGUUUCAUUCCAACAACUUUCGAGAGCAUGAAAGCGCUGACGUUCAUCGAUAUAUCAAAUAAUAAACUCGAGGGUCCGCUUCCAGACAAUCCAGCGUUUCAAAACGCAACAUCAGAUGCAUUGGAGGGAAACAGAGGCUUAUGCAGUAAUAUUCCUAAACAAAGGUUGAAAUCAUGCCCUAUCACUUCUGGUGGGUUCCAAAAGCCGAAGAAGAACGGCAACCUUCUUGUGUGGAUACUAGUGCCAAUCCUAGGAGCACUCGUCAUUCUCUCUAUAUGUGCAGGCGCAUUUACCUACUACAUUCGGAAACGAAAACCACACAAUGGAAGAAACACAGAUUCUGAAACUGGAGAGAAUAUGUCCAUAUUCAGCGUUGAUGGCAAAUUCAAAUACCAAGAUAUCAUCGAAUCAACAAACGAAUUCGAUCAAAGAUACCUCAUCGGAAGCGGAGGAUACAGCAAAGUCUACAAAGCAAACCUCCCAGAUGCGAUCGUAGCCGUGAAAAGGCUACAUGAUACAAUAGACGAAGAGAUAUCAAAGCCAGUGGUGAAGCAAGAGUUCCUAAACGAAGUAAGAGCGUUAACAGAGAUCCGUCACCGCAACGUGGUGAAGCUCUUCGGCUUCUGCUCCCACCGCCGCCACACGUUUCUGAUCUACGAGUACAUGGAAAAAGGAAGUUUAAACAAACUCUUAGCCAACGAAGAAGAAGCUAAGCGACUCACUUGGACCAAGAGGAUCAACAUCGUGAAAGGUGUGGCUCACGCGUUAUCGUAUAUGCACCAUGACCGAUCAACUCCGAUCGUCCACCGUGAUAUUAGCAGCGGCAACAUCCUUCUCGAUAAUGAUUACACAGCUAAGAUCUCUGAUUUUGGCACAGCGAAGCUUCUCAAGACGGAUUCAUCAAACUGGUCCGCCGUUGCUGGAACCUACGGCUACGUCGCUCCAGGAAUUUUCGCAACAGAGUUUGCUUACACGAUGAAGGUGACGGAGAAAUGCGAUGUGUAUAGCUUCGGGGUUUUGAUACUCGAGGUUAUAAUGGGGAAGCAUCCGGGAGAUUUGGUUGCGAGUUUGUCUUCGUCUCCGGGAGAAACUCUGUCCCUGAGAAGCAUUUCCGAUGAACGUAUAUUAGAACCACGGGGGCAGAAUAGAGAGAAGCUCAUAAAGAUGGUGGAAGUGGCUUUAUCGUGUUUACAAGCAGAUCCGCAAUCUCGGCCAACGAUGUUAUCAAUCUCUACAGCUUUUUCUUAGAACUCAUCUUCAUCAAUUUCUUCGACGAGAAGGGAAGAAGAAAGAGAAGUCGUAAGGUGAAAGAAGAAGAAAGAAGAAAAAGACUUUGGGCCAUGUUGCAUUAAGGCCCAAUGUUAAUGGGUUAUUUUGUGUUGGUAAACUUUGAUAAUUAUGAAUUAGUUACGUUAAGAUCAAAUGUAGUAUAUAUAUGUUGUGUGGUUGUAAUAUCUAAUACUACUAUUUUUGCAACACUUUAUUGACGGGUGGGUAAAAAUGCUUCCGAAUAUAUCAGAUACCCGACCCGUUUUAAAAAUUCCUUCACAAAAAAACACUUGGAUCGGAUUAAAUAAAACCCAUUUAUUGCACCGGAUA